Molecule: messenger RNA, 1720 nt
Organism: Prunus persica (peach)
Lineage: Eukaryota; Viridiplantae; Streptophyta; Magnoliopsida; Rosales; Rosaceae
Product: probable arabinosyltransferase ARAD1
Exons: 4
Coding region: 58-1380 (440 amino acids)
Molecular function (GO): glycosyltransferase activity
Source: RefSeq, a predicted model, not a curated record
UUUUUUGCCUCCUUAACCAAAUCUAACGGAUAGUUAAGUUUUAGUCUGUCUCUCUCUAUGUCAAACAGAUCUCAGAAAAUGUACGGAAAAGCCGCAUUCGCUCUCGUCUUCGCUAUCCUCAUACUCCUCAUCACCUACUCAAUCUUCAUCGGCACUGUCGAUAUACGAUCCUACUUCCUCCCUCUUCUGCCGUCGCCACCGCCAGGUGCACAGCCCCCUCGUGCAACCGGCCCGCCUCUCAAAGUCUACAUGUACGAUCUCCCGCGCCGGUUCAACGUCGGCAUGCUGAACCGGAAGAGCACGGAGCAGGCUCCGGUCACGGCCCGGACCUGGCCCACGUGGCCCAGGAACUCUGGGCUCAAAAGGCAGCACAGUGUUGAGUACUGGAUGAUGGGCUCGCUUCUGUUCGACGGCGAUGGCGGUGAUGGGAGAGCGGCCGUUAGGGUUUCUGAUCCGGAAUUGGCCGAUGCGUUCUUCGUGCCGUUUUUCUCUUCCUUGAGUUUCAAUACUCACGGGCACCACAUGACCGACCCGGCUACUGAGAUUGAUCACCAAUUGCAGAUAGAUGUAUUGAAAAUCUUGGGGGAAUCCAAGUAUUGGCAAAGAUCCGGAGGCAGAGACCAUGUUAUCCCUUUGACACAUCCCAAUGCUUUCAGAUUUCUUAGACCACAGAUCAAUGCAUCAAUUCAGAUUGUUGUAGAUUUUGGCCGGUACCCUCAUGUCAUGUCAAAUCUGAGCAAAGAUGUGGUCUCCCCGUAUGUACAUGUUGUGGAUUCCUUUACAGAUGAUAAUCAUUCAAAUCCAUAUGAGUCCCGCACUACACUUCUUUUCUUCCAGGGCAGGACAUUCAGGAAAGAUGAAGGCAUUGUCCGUGUUAAACUGGCAAAAAUUUUAGCUGGUUAUGAUGAUGUUCACUAUGAGCGAAGUGUUGCAACAGGAGAUAACAUAAAAGCGUCUUCGCAACGGAUGCGUUCAUCAAAGUUCUGUCUGCAUCCUGCUGGAGACACUCCUUCGUCUUGUCGCCUAUUUGAUGCUAUUGUGAGCCACUGCGUUCCUGUCAUUGUGAGUGAUGAAAUUGAGCUCCCGUUUGAGGAUGAAAUUGACUACACCAAAUUCUCACUAUUCUUCUCAUUCAAAGAGGCUUUGGAACCUGGUUACAUGGUUGAUCAGCUCCGGAAAUUUCCAAAGGACAGAUGGAUUGAAAUGUGGAGGCAACUUAAUUCUAUUUCCCACCAUUUUGAAUUUCAUUACCCCCCAGAGAAAGAGGAUGCAGUCAAUAUGCUAUGGAGACAGGUGAAGCACAAGCUUCCUGCAGUCAAACUUGCUAUACAUAGAAACCGGAGGUUGAAAAUCCCAGACUGGUGGCGGAGAAGAAAGUGAUUUCAGGAGCAUACGUUUGUUGUAUAUUCAUGAUCUUUUUUUUUCCCAUCAUAGUGACAACCCUUAAGGGGUAAAGAAAUACCAUAGGUAUCACAACACCCAGAUUUUGCAGGGUAAUGUUUUAGAGGUUCAAUAGCGCUUUUUGCAGCUUACGGCUUGUCUAUUCUUUGACUCUCUCACUUUUUUAGUGUCAAUUGAGUAUAGUUUUCCCCUUGUUCAGUGUCGUAUCAAAUGACAUACUGUAAGGGGUAAUUUCUUGUGAUGAUGAUCCGAUUACCCAUUUGUCCUACAAUUCCUGAGUUCUUAAUAAUGCAAUACCAUACGGCUUUUCACAUUGGAA